AUGGCAGUUGCUGCAAGCUUAGAUCGCCACAUAUGUGUACUGUUCAGGAGAUGUAUCACUUCACUACCAGCUGUCUGUUCCAGUGCCUCACUUAAUGUCACUGUGCCGCAGACCUCUGGACAAGCUGCAAAGAGUCUAACUGCCAAUAGGGCUUCUAGAAUACUACUGUGUCCUACUGUGCCGCAGACCUCUGGACAAGCUGCAAAGAGUCUAACUGCCAAUAGGGCUUCUAGAAUACUGCUGUGUCCUACUGUGCCGCAGACCUCUGGACAAGCUGCAAAGAGUCUAACUGCCAAUAGGGCUUCUAGAAUACUACUGUGUCCUACUGUGCCGUAUACCUCUGGACAAGCUGCAAAGGGUUUAACCGCCAACAGGGCUUCUAGAAUACUACUGUGUCCUAGACUGUUCAGUUUGUGUUCAUUUAAAUGCACAUUUCACAAAUGCUGCAGUGUGGAACUCCAAAAUCCACAUUGUGGUCAUUAUCCUACAUACUUACACAGACUGUACCAGCCCCAUACAUUUUACCGGUUUCAUUUUAAUUUGGAUUUAACUAUCACUUCAUUAUUAACUGGCACAAUUACCAGAGGUUAUCAUGGGUCAUCCAAAUUCACAAUUAAAAAUCCUCUCUACGCUUCCUACCUGGACAGUCUGGUAGAGGAAUACAACCUUUUGAGUGAAAGCCAGAGCUCUAGUCAUAACACACAACUGACAAAGCACCAGGCACUUAGGUUUAGAUUUCUGAGGCCGGUUGUUGAGACCAUCAAGAGGAUACAGGAGAAGCAAUCAGAGGCACAGGAACUUGCUUCAGCUAUACAAGGUGAAACUGACAAAGACAUGAGGAAGAUGAUGGAAACAGAGAUUGAGAAGUAUCAUGAAAUAAUUGAAGAAUUGGAGGAAGAACUGGUGGGAGUUUUAGUUGGAAAGGAGCCAGCCGACCACAAUGACAUCAUUUUAGAAGUGUCAGCAGGUGUUGGAGGCCAAGAGGCAAUGUUGUUUGCUGCAGAAAUACUGGACAUGUACUGCAACUAUGCCCACUUCAAGGGCUGGACUAUUACAGGACUGUCUGCAGAGAAGAGUGAAAUAGGGGGAAUACGUAGAGGAACUGUUGAGAUCACUGGUCAGGAUGUCUACAAACAUAUGAAAUAUGAGGCAGGAGUUCACAGGGUUCAGCGGGUUCCUAAAACAGAAAAGGCUGGUCGUAUUCAUACCAGCACCAUUUCUGUUACAGUUUUACCCCAACCUAGAGAAAUAGACAUUGACAUACAGCAGAAAGAUCUGAAGCUUGAAACCUUUCGUGGCAGUGGACCAGGUGGUCAGUCGGUCAACACAACAGACAGUGCAGUGCGAAUUACACAUAUUCCCACAGGUACUGUUUCAGAGUGCAGGCAGGAGCGUUCACAAAUAAAAAAUAAAGAACUUGCUAUGAAAAACUUGAAAAACAAAAUGUAUCAAGUAAUUCUUGAAGAGGAGGUUGCCCAAAGAAGAGCAGUUUUGAAAAUGCAGGCCGGCUCACUCUCCCGCUCCGAGAAAAUACGCACAUACAACUUUCAGCAGGACAGGAUCACAGAUCAUCGUGUAAAGGAAAGUUUGUCAGAUUUGACUGUCUUUAUGACUGGGAAUGAAAGACUUGAUGAUCUUAUCAGUGUCUUGGCUGAGAAUGACAGAAUACAGGUUUUGGAGGCCAUGUUGGAGGCAUAUGAGACUGAACACUUUAAAAAACAAUCAGGGAAAAGCUGA
This is a messenger RNA of Candidula unifasciata, 1737 nucleotides long. The record is from the annotation of a GenBank genome assembly. NCBI's taxonomy places the organism in Eukaryota, Metazoa, Mollusca, Gastropoda, Stylommatophora, Geomitridae.